Molecule: messenger RNA, 873 nt
Organism: Symbiodinium sp. CCMP2592
Lineage: Eukaryota; Dinophyceae; Suessiales; Symbiodiniaceae
Source: the annotation of a GenBank genome assembly
AUGGACGGUGCAGUCAGGAUACCUGCUUCUGACCACCCUGAGGAGCUUAUGGAGGCAGUGAACUCCACGAACUUCGGAGAGCUCUUCAGUAAGACCAACUGGCUCCUGGAUGACACCAACGUGUACCGGGUGAAGAUCCACAAAGCGCUCGACGGAAGCCUGACGACCGAAAGAAUCAACGGAGCUAUCUUCAUCUUCAACCCGCGCACAGGACAGCUCUGGCUGAAGAUCAUCCCUGCCUCAUCGUGGGAUGGUCAUGAGCGUCUCUCACAGCUGGCCAAGCAGAAGACAGCCGAAGAGGUGGCAGCAUUGAUCCGAUCCUUGCCGGCGGAGGAGCAUCCGAAGCAGAUCAUCGCGACGCGGAAGGGCAUGUUGGAGGCUUUGAAGGUGCAGCUUGUGGAGUAUCCGAACAUCGUGAUCAAGCACUCCGAGCUUUCACUGCGUUUCGAGGCCUGCCUGAGAAUCGAGAAGUUCAGCGAUGUGAUCCCGAAGGCGACCGAGCCUGAGAUGGUGCUCUUCAACCUUUACGACGACUGGCUGAAGUCGAUUUCCUCAUUCACUGCCUUCAGUCGCCUGGUCUUGAUCUUGGGAGCACUGCACAUCGAUCUGGAUCGCACAAACGGCAUCCUGCAGCCUGACAAGACUGUCGCCCAGCCACACCAGGUGUGGCCGAGUCUCAGCGACUCGAAGUGGAUCAAGGUUGAGGUGCUGCUCAAGGACUUGAUCCUGGCAGACUACUGUAAGAAGAACAACGUCAAGGUGGCUUCGCUGACUCCGAGUGAGAUUCGCGACAUCAUCCUCGGAAUUCAGAUCACCCCACCAUCCAGCCAGCGCUCCCCGACGAGCACGGAACCACUCGGGGCCCCGGGCUAG